Molecule: messenger RNA, 718 nt
Organism: Diuraphis noxia (Russian wheat aphid)
Lineage: Eukaryota; Metazoa; Arthropoda; Insecta; Hemiptera; Aphididae
Biological process (GO): exon-exon junction complex disassembly
Cellular component (GO): cytoplasm; exon-exon junction complex
Molecular function (GO): RNA binding
Source: RefSeq, a predicted model, not a curated record
UUAUGAUGUCUGAGCAGAACACGCUACAAGUUUUUGGUUCAUGACUGAAGUGAAGCAUUUUGGUCUGAAGUGAAAAGCGUGUCUUUCUGUUACAGUAUUUUACUUAACUUUUCAGGUAAUUGUAAUCUGGUAAUUUACGUUAUUGGUAAGUAGCAAAUGGCCCAUCAAUACUUGGACCAAGGUUCUGCUAUUUUAAAAGACGAUAAGGGUUACUUCGUUCCAGCUACACAACGCGCAGACGGCACUUGGCGUAAGGAAAGACGGCUCAAGAAUAACUAUAUUCCCCAAGACGAAGUAAAACUUUACGAAUCUAAAGGUAAAAAAUUCGUUGCCAAUAAACCUACAUUACCUCCCGGUGCACCUGUUGCAAUGGUUGCGGUACCUAAACAAUCACGACAAACCAAACAAGUUCUCACCGAAAAACAACCUAAACAGGAGAAAAUUAAAAUCCCUGAGGUACAAAAACAAAUGGAUAAGCCAGUAGUAAAGCAGCCUGAGGUAGAGACAGGAACUGACCCUGUCAAACGGGUGAGAAAUCUUAAGAAAAAGUUGAAAAAUAUUGAAGAGUUGGAAAUCAAAGUUUCCGAAGGACAUUCUAUUGAUAAUGAUCAACGUAAAAAGAUUUCGUCCAAAACUACAGUUAUCAAGGAGAUUGCUCAUCUUGAAGCACUUGUGAAGUAAGAUUUAAUAUGGUUAAUUAUGAUUUAUUAUUGUCAAU